CUUCCUGAACCUGGGCGGGGAGAUGCUCUACAUCCUGGACCAGCGCCUGCGGGCGCAGAAUAUCCCGGCCGACAAGGCCCGCAAAGGUCACUGAAGAGAUCAGACAUGUGCAUGAGGAAGAUUAUUUUGUCGGAGCUGUGACGUCAUUUAGAACAGGGAGAUACAGGAGACAGAUUAUGAGACUACUGUAACAACCCAGGGAGUCAGCUCUAUUUGUGCUCUUGCCUCCUCUCUGACGGUGUUCUUGGACUGCCCUCCUCAAAAGAGCUAUUAUAACCAGGAUAGACUAUUCACAUUGCAGAAGGAAAGUUAUGAAUGACAUCAUUGCAACCAUGUUCAAUAAAAAAUUUUUGGAGGAGCUAUUCAAGCCCCAAGAGCUCUAUUCCAAGAAGGCACUGAGAACCAUCUACGAUCGCCUGGCUCAUGCCUCCAUCAUGAGACUAAACCAGGCCAGCAUGGACAAGCUCUAUGACUUGAUGACCAUGGCUUUCAAAUAUCAAGUGUUGCUAUGUCCCCGGCCUAAGGAUGUAUUGCUGGUCACUUUCAACCACUUAGAUGCCAUCAAGGAUUUUAUCCGUGACUCCCCAACCAUCAUGAACCAAGUGGAUGAAACCUUUCGGCAAGUAAUUGAAGUGUAUGGUUGUCUUUCUGCUGGUGAGUUCCAUCUCAUCAGACAGACCCUGCUGAUUUUUUUUCAAGACAUGCACAUCCGGGUGUCCAUAUUUCUAAAGGACAAAGUCCAGAAUUCAAAUGGCCGUUUUGUGUUGCCAAUAUCUGGGCCUGUUCCAUGGGGAACCGAAGUUCCUGGACUCAUCAGACUGUUUAAUAACAAAGGAGAAGAAGUGAAGAAAGUGGAAUUUAAGCAUGGCGGACACUAUGUCAGGGCACAGAGUGAAGGUUCUUUUGAUCUUUAUGGAGACAGAGUCCUCAAACUAGGGACAAAUAUGUACAGCAUUAGUCGGCCAGUGGAAACACAUGUGUCUGGAGCAUCAAAGAACUCAGCUUUGAAUACGAAGGAGAGGACUGCCCCGAACCCUCUUGCUAAAGAAGAACUGAAUUUCUUGGCCAGGUUGAUGGGAGGAAUGGAAAUUAACAAAACCAGUGGCCCUGAACCUGGAUUCCGGUUGAAUCUGUUUACCACUGAUGAAGAAGAAGAGCACGCAGCAUUAACCAGGCCAGAAGAACUAUCCUACCAAGUCAUCAACAUUCAGGCAGCCCAGGACCAGCAAAGAAAUGAAGAGCUCACUCGGAUCAUGGGGGAGUUUGAGGUCCACGAUCAGCCCCAACAAAGCACCAGCAAAGGAGACGAUUUGCUGGCCAUGAUGGAUGAAUUGUAACAGUAACCUGGCAAGCUGGGGGUCCCACCUACAGCAGACUGCUGGACCAUAGCUGCCUGAGGCUGGACUAGGACCCUCAGAGAUGCUGCUAGUUUUCUACCAAGUGGAGCUUUGAUGUCUUGUACUUUUUUGUAGUGUGACCAACUGCACAAGCUUCCUUCCCAAAGGCGUAUACACACACACACACACACACACACACACACACAUACAGCUAAAUUCAUUCUGAUUUUCAAACUUGAUCUUUCCAUUUUCUUCCCAAUGUUUCAGCAGCCAUCUAUGGCUGAGCAAGCUCAGAUUCCAGCCCCAGAGUACAUAACGGCAGGAUUGUGUGCGCCUCCUCUCAGCUUUGCUCCCUCGUCUCGCCUGUGGGAGGUCUGGAUCUUGUCAGCGUCUCUGAUUCUUAAUGGGGGAAUCCAAAGGUUUCUGUUUGUGUUCUGCCUUGUAGGGGGUUUGGAAAGCUCUCUUCUCUCUAGUGUAGUAGGAGCAGGAAUCUCAGGGAGGCAGAGUAAUCAGGGCUGUGUCCUAAACAGGGACUGGAGAACAUAUGGAGAUAUACAGAUAUGUAGCUCUGUGUGUGUGUGUGUGUAUGUGUAUAUAUAUAUAUACAUAUAUAUAUAUACACAUAUAUAUAUAUGUAUG
This is a messenger RNA of Phascolarctos cinereus (koala), 1976 nucleotides long. NCBI's taxonomy places the organism in Eukaryota, Metazoa, Chordata, Mammalia, Diprotodontia, Phascolarctidae. The record is from RefSeq and is a predicted model, not a curated record.